AUGAAGUCGACAACGCUGAAUCUCGCUCGGUCCCAAGCAGCUACGAGCAAUGACCUGCCAGAGAAUGUAGGAAGACACGUGAAACGAGUAGAUGCAGCAUUGCCAGGAAAGCAUACUCGACAGCUGUAUGAUCGAUUAUCGUGGAAGGAAGCGAGCGUGCUGGCCCAACUCCGGACUGGCAUGGCCAGACUCAAUGGCUAUCUCUAUCGGAUCAACGCUGCAGAUACCGAUCAGUGUGCAUGUGGACAAGCAAGAGAGACCGUGGAACACUUCCUCUUUCGAUGUCGGAAGUGGACCACACAACGAAUAGCACUGCUGCAAUGCAGCCAAACUCACCGGGGCAAUCUCUCCUUCUUCCUGGGCGGAAAAUCACCCUCCGAUAAUCAGCAAUGGACACCGAACUUGGAAGCUGUGCGAGCCUCAAUACGAUUCGCAAUCACCACGGGCCGACUUGACGCCACUUAA
Messenger RNA from Penicillium brasilianum, 465 nucleotides. Lineage: Eukaryota; Fungi; Ascomycota; Eurotiomycetes; Eurotiales; Aspergillaceae. The record is from the annotation of a GenBank genome assembly.